AUGCCGGAGGUUAGCACUCGGCUGCAGGAAGUUACGUCGCCAGCAACGCACUGUGGUGAGUGAUGGCCCUUCCUCAAAUUGUGGAGGUCCGAAGGGUUUUAUGUCAAUUCAUCUACAAAUAUCGGAUGUUUCCUAUCCCGAGUUUAUUUAUCUUGGAUACUCCAGUACAUUUCAGUUGUACGUGUGUUAACUGAGAAAAAUGAAUGGAUUGUUAUAAUUCUUCAUAUUGGACUUAACAUAACAUUGAUUCAUAUGGACAUCAAAGCAUUGAGCUAGGAUUGACCUCAACUCGACUUCUUUGCUCUGAUGCUGUGCCUUAUUCUUACGUUCAAAGUUCUCGGUAGCCAAUGAGGGGCUGGUCCUCUGUCUUGUACGCAUAAAGUCUGGUUAAAAGGUACUUUUUAAUGAUCCAACUGGUCUUUCAUGUCCUUUGGCGUAUUAGUCCUUAGCCUGAAGGUAAUUUAUUUGCUGUUGUCCUUUUGGCAUAUUUGAGCUCUGUGAUUGCUGAAUUAAACAUCUUUCUUCUUUGCAUGGCUUAGGGAUGGAAAUAUUUAAUGGGAAUUCGUAGCAUAUUUGCAUCUUUAAUACUUGUUAUUUUCUUAAUAUUCGUUGAAUAGAUGAUUGUAUCACAAAUGUGUUGUUGUUACCUCUGGGAAAAUUUGGAUUUUGAAAAACACUGCAGAAGAAUUCUUUGUGGGAUACAAAUUGCAUCCCUUAUUGUACUUCUGAGGGAGAAUGACGAGGCAGAAGCUUGUUAUUUAGAUUCUGAGAUAUGAUAAUUUAUUUAUUUAUUUGGGUCAAAAACGUUGAAUAGCUAGUUUAUUUUCCAGGAUGCUUCUUAAAUUUCAAUGGAUUAUGUCAUUAUACUUAUUCAACAAUGAAACCUCAGAAAAUUUCAUCAACUCUGUUGCACAUUUCACAUGGCUAUUUCUUCUGUUUGUGUGAGCAGAUACCAAAAAAAAGGAGGAUUCUCGAAGUUUUAUCAACAAACUCUCUCAUAGCAUAUCUAGAGGCAUUCAUUUUUCUGAACCAGCUUCCUCUUUGAGAACGGAUGAAAAUAAGCUGGUAUAUUUUCCUUUUUCAUGUUGAUGAGCGAACAUGUCAAUUGGUGUGUAAUAAUAUUGUGCCAAUUUUUUUUCUUUACAGGUAUGUGGUGUUAUACAAAUGCUUCAAGGAUUUUCCAGCUCCUUUUUUAUUUGGGACGAAAACAAAAAUUGUUUUCGAGUAAGAAGUGGGGCAUUUGUAUCUCACUUGUCACAAACUAGCCUAGGAUGUAUACUGGAUCAAUUUGUAUAUAGUGGAACAUCCCUAAAGCUAGUAGAACUUUUCGUCAGAAGGGUGGAAGCAUUGAAAACUGGUUUUCCUACUUUAGAGGCUUUUGCUGGUUCUGUCUCUUUAUGGCUAAAGGUAUUCAAGUUUUACCAUGUUACGUGACAUUCUAAUCUCAGACUGGGUUCGAGGCUAGGAACAUUUCUUUUUCUAACAUAGUUAUAAAACAAACUAUAGACGAAUAUUCCCUAAAACCAUAUUUAUUUACUUUUUCUGUGGCAAAGAGGCUGAGGAGUCGUGCAUUACUUGAGGAGGUAAAUUUACAUAAGUUGGACUCCGAAAGGACUGCAACACUGUUGAGAUUGACAAAUUCGUUAUCAAGGUUGGUCUUUUUAUGCAUGCCUUACCUCAUACUCAUUAAUAUUAAUUCCUUGCAAUGAAAUAUUAUCAACCUUUCUUACAGGUAUAAUUCACAUGUAGUGCUGGUUUUCCUCUUCUAUCACUUUGUCUUCACAUUCCAUAGUUAUUAUUUUUUUUUUUUUCAUCAAUUUUUGUUAUGGUCUGGAUUGUGAGGGACAUGAUUGAGUGUAUACAAUAGUCUACUUUGGAGUUUUAUAUGUGCUGAUGAAUGUUAUUUAUGAUUACCUAUAGACGUGAAAAUGUAGAAGUUUGACAAACUAACAUCUUUUUGGUAUAUUUUAACUUUUGAAUAGGUUCUAGGACUGCAAUCUGGUCGUUAAAUUCCAGAAAGGGUAGGUCCUCUGGUACCCCAUGACUUGUAGAGUUGGAUUGGGACAAAUAAGAAGUUUUAAUUCAUCCGUGGCUUCAGUCCCCGAAAACGUGAAAAGGAAAGCAAAAGUGAUAAAUUCGAAAGUAACGAGAUUGUAGCUUAUGCCGAGAACUUCAAAAUAAUAAUGGACUUCUGCCAUUUUAUGAUAUCAAAAGUUGAGUGAAAACAAAAGGAUCUAAAGCUUGUUGCGUGGAUUAUUUUUUUGGCUCGUUUUCAUGCAAUCCAAUGUUUAUUUUUAAUUGGAAAUCUGAAACUGUUGGGAUUUCAGUUGGAUAUAUGAUGAAAUCAAAUAAUGAGUGAGGAUUUUAAGGUGUUUAGGAAGGAGAUGGAUAGGUUAUUUUAGGAAUGCAACACCACCUAGGUGUUGGUGAUAGUUGAUGUAUGUGGAUCUUUUGAUGCCUUUCAGAGCAUACACUUGUAUGAACUCCCUUUUCAUAAUACAUUCCUAAUGCGUAGAAAUAUGCCCAAGAAUAAUACAACGGAAAAGCUUUGCGUUUAAUGGUGUAUGGGAGGAGCAUGAUAUAAAGAACUUCGUAGAAUUUAACUUUACAUGUGGGAAACAUAAUGCUGAUGCUGUACAUACCUUUUGUCUGGAUCUUUAUGGUCGCCCUGUUCUCCAUUGAGGAAUCAUACUACAUAUGGAGUGGAUUGCUAUAUGAAAAUAAAGCUGAUCAUGUCCUCUCACCUUCCAGACUGAAGCUUCUUUAUGUUUGAGGCUGAUUAUGGACUUUUUGUAAAAAAUGAUCUCAAUCAAAGAAAUCUAUCUGCAGAAGCCAGCUUGCAAAGAACAGCAAAAAAAUGCUCAAUUCCUUCUUCAUAUCGAGUUUAAGAAAAGAGCUCAUCUCUCCUGUCUUGAACUUAAACUGAAGCUUGUCAAGUGGAUAUCAAGUUAACCCGGUUGUCAAAGUCAGUGAAGUUGUUAAAAAUGGGAUAUUCCCUUGAUAUUGUGCGGUAGGGAGUGUGGUGGGACAAGCUUGAUUGAGUUUUCGUCCAUUUCUUGCUCUUAAAGUUGGUUGUUGAGAUUCAUAAUGAGAAUUCUCUGUAACCUAAUAUUUUGAGGGAUAAAUAUCACAGAAAUUUUUAUAAAUGAGAACUUUUCCCAUUUGAGGAGUCCAUGAUCUCUCUAGCAUGGAAUUGGCGAUUGCAGCCUCACCUCUUCCAUUUGAAGACGGUUAAUCGAGGGUAAAGCAAAAGGUUUUCGGAAUAUAACCAAUGAGAAGAUGUCUACUUCCAUAGAGUAUGUCUACUUCCCAAGUACUGUGAAAAAUACAUUCUACCAAUGCUAGGCAGAUAAAUAAGUAAAGGCUUGAGUCAUAUUUUGAAGUAAAUCAUCACAGACAGGAAAUAGAAAACUUUAUUUCAUAACUACGUUGAGCAAUAUUUAGGGAAACUUAUUGGAAGGAAGAAAGAGGCAAAAAAGUACUAGUAGUCAGGAUACAUCCAAGAGUUUUAGGACAACUAGGGCUGUUGAUCCACUGCCUUACAACUUUGGUGCAGAUGCAAGGUACUAGAUAAUGUCUAUGUGAGGUCUAAAUUUCAGUAUUUUUAAAACCUCAUGUCCAGUGUAAAUAGUUCUCAAAUAAAUGAAAAAUAAAUGAUGUAUGUGUCUGCAUAACAUAUCUAAAAUUUUCAUUUUAAAAUAUAAAAAAUGUGAUGAAAUGAUUAAUACAGUUAAGCAACUUUGGAAAAACUACGGAUAAAUGUGAAUAUAGAAAUUUAAUUAAAAUAAUAAAAUAAUCGAUGAGUAAUCUUCUCGAAUAAAAAACUGAGAUAAUAUUUUUCCAUUUGCAAAAUGCAGUAUUAACUUAUUGCAUGAGUUCUUGAUGGGGUGAAGGGAUGAACUUUUUGUGCAUAUAAGAAUUCCUUGACAUGAAGGGCAGUCAGCCAAUUUGAAUUGAGCUGUCAGCAGUCCCUUUCAGGAACAUGGUGAAUUUGUAGAUGUGAAUGAGUGGUUCCUUUGAUGAAUGCAGAUUUGUUUCUUCUUUGAAAAGGCCUCGAAUACGAUGGUCUUACCUCAAUGCUAUUUAAGGGGUGUUGUAAAACUUGACGAGAUUGAUUUUUGUGGAAGCAAAAUUUAUGCAUAAAAAUGGAUUUCUUUUUUGGGAAAUAUCAUAAACAUAAUCCAUAGAAUGAAGAGGAUAACCAAAUUUAGAGCUCCCAGAGAACAUGGGUCAUAAUGCCUAAGGCCUUCAAUUUAUUGGCUCUUUUUUUUUCAACUAGAGGUAUUUCAAAGUUAUCGACUCUUUAUGGAAUUUGGAAUGCCUUGGACCCAUAUUUUUCUGUUUUACCUAUGUGACACAUGUGACACCUAGGGAUUGGCAAGAAAGUAGGUCAAAAGAGCCUAAAGAGUUUCUGGUUUUAUUUGGUGCCUUAUGUAUCCUAUAUUAAAUUAAGGACUACCGAAGUAUGUUCUCAGCUAUAUUUUAUAUUGUAUACAUCACUAAUAGGUUUGAUCAAUAUGUCGCCAAAUUUAUUGGUGAAUAACUGAAAGCUGAUUCAAGUUACAGAUUGAAUGACAACUUACUCUGCUUUGUCUCUUGAGUUUAAUGAUCUAAUGUGACGAACUUCAAAAGGUAGUCUCAUUGCUUUCCAACAAACAAAAAUAUGGUUUUAGUUAACAAUAUUGAAACAAUUUCACAAAUGCAGGGAUAAUAUUUGUUUCUUGUUAAAUAGUGAAUUUUUUAUAUGAUAGAAUAAUGCGUUACAAUUAUGCAUGUUUUCAUUUUCCUCGUAUUUUUUCCUAUCCAUUAAUAUAGUUUGAACGAUAGUUUAAGAUAAAAUUGACAUAAUCUUCAAAGUAAAUGCUUUUGGUCACAUUUUUGGUAGAGUUUUCAGUAAAAUUAGGUUUCAUCCCAGUGUUAUACCAUUCUGUGUAAGCAAUAAUUUUGUGUGUCAUCACUUGCUUGCUACUCACUUCCAAAAUUGCAACCUACCUGUCUAUUGGAGGAUAUACCGAAACACUUCGGUAAAUAUUUUCUAAUAUUAAGGAGUUCUUAUUUCCAUAGAUAACUAUACUCUGCAUGAACAUUCGGUUUGCAUUGACCCCAUAGUCCUAAUUGGAAAUGCUUAAGACGUACAUCAAUGUGAAAUAGAUUUCUCUUUAAUGAUGUCUGGGAAAAAAUAAAAACUGAAUUUCAGGACAGCAUACACCCGUUUGGAGUGUGUUCUGUAAUUGGAUGUUUGUCAAGUAGCUUGUACAUAAUUGCCAAAAACUUUCGAACCUGUACAUAACUGCUAAAACGGAAUGAAUGCGAUUCUGCUCAAGUAGCUUUUUUUGUCAGUCUCUGUUCAGGGGGAGAACAUUUACUGCAAGUAGUUAAUGGUGCAGUUCCCAGAUAUUGUCUUUAUGCUGAAGCAUCUAUCCCAGCUGCUGACGUGUCUGUUCAUAUACUGGACUAUCUUUACAAAAGGUUAAAUGAAGUUUCUCCUGUUCAAGGUGGAGAGGUUGAAAAUCAUCAUUCCUUGUGAUCCUUUACUUCGCUGGAUUAUGUGCUAUUGUUUUCUGACAUGGUUUUUUUGUGAAUGCAGGAGGAAGCUUAUCAUAUGCUUGUAUUUCUUUUUUUGGGAAGUCUGCUGCCAUAUCUUAAAGGACUCAAUUCUUGGCUUUUUGAUGGGAUUCUUGAUGAUCCGUAUGAAGAGGUACACUAUUUCCUAUUUAAUACACAUGCGUAACUUAUUUCAUAUCUCUGGUGUCUUUUUACAUUGUCCCAGGCCACACAAUAUCGUUGUUGCUGGAAGGUAUAAUUACAAGUGUGUAUUAAAAGAUCCUGAUCUGAGAAUAUCCUAUCUGGGGGAGUUAUUGCUUUUGAAAAGAGUGGGUUUUCUGAAGCCUUAAAACACUAUUGAAUGGCUUGCUUGUGAUCAUGGUGCAUUGUUUCUGAAUCAGUCAGCCUGUGAACGGAAUGGUUCAACUUGAUCAGGCUUUUUUACCUCCAAUCGAAAAUGUUUGCUUGGGGGGGAGGAUGAAAGAAAAGCCAGAUUGAAAAAUAACAUAGUGAAUAGACCGAGGGAGCAGGUUGGUCUAAAAUUAGUUUAACUAGCCUAUAUUUGACCAGUAUGAACUGAUCUCCAACUUUGGAUGAGAUCUGGACGAAUGUAGUCAGUCCCAUAUAUGAUUACCUAUUUUCAGGUCAACUUGGGCCCGAAAAAGAGGAAGCAGUGGGAGUUGUGUGAGUUCAGAAUGGCAUCUGGCAUAACUGUUUUUUUCGUCCACAAUCAUGGAGCACAACACUUCCAUAAGCAGUGGUCAGUAUUUCGAGGAAGAGGAAUCAAUUAUCCAUUGUUGCCUCGAUAGUUUGUCUCUAUAGGAGAGUAUCAUAACUAAUGCUCUCAUUGUUUGUGGAAUCAAUUAUUGAAAGUAGAGGUGGAGUCUGUCGGAUAUCCUUUCUGGGUUCAUUAGUCGUGGUCCCUGUUGUGGCAUAAUUAUUUUUUCCACUGCCUCUUGUCUUUAAUGUAUCCAUUUUCUCCUUGGAACGUGGGAUUUAUUUUGAACUAAUACGUAAUUCUUUAGUAUGUAUCUGCCUCCUAAUGCUGCAUAUUGAAACUUACCUUUCCGUGCCUUCUUCAGUCUACGUCCCUUAUUUAUUUCCUCAAAUUCUUCUGGCAGAUGUUCUUUUAUGAAAACAAUUCUGUCACUAUAGAUCAGCCUGCCUUUUGGGACCAGAGUUAUCUCUUGAGAUUUUGGAGAUUUAAGUCCUUCCCUGAUACCUUCACAAGUUCUCUUGAUGAUGAUUUUACGGUUCAACUGAAGGGAGUAAAGGAGCGUGAUGAACAUAUUCUCCAAGGAAAGGACCAUAAUGAUCUUGAUGCCAUUGUUUGUCCAGUGUUUCUGAAGAACAUAGCUAGGGGAAUUAUAUCUGCUGGAAAAUCAUUGAAGUUGGUGCAGUUUCUUAACAAUGAAUCUCAUUCGAUAUUUGGAAAAGUUAGCAAUGGCGAGGAGAAAUACACUAAAAUGCGAGAAUGCCUGAGCUCUAAGUCUACUGUGAUUAACCAUCUACCUCUUACUGCAACAAGUCCUGAGUGUACUUCCUCGAUCAAUUGUGAAACUGUAGGUCUCAAUGAUGCCUAUCGUCAGAAGAUGUUUUGCUCUCAGGGUAUUGGGUCCUUGACCUUGUCAGAGAUUUUCUUGGUUUCCUUCGUGGGUUUAGUUUGUGAUGGCAAUCAUAUUUUUGACAACAUCAUCAAACUGUGUGAUUCUUUCUCUGAGAUAUGUAACACGUGUGAAGUUUCUGCUAACAAACAAAAAAUGGAGGAAGUUUGUAGAAGUAUGGCAAUGAAAUUAGAUUUUGAAAAAUUUUGGUGGAAAUUCUUUCUUGGUACAAUUAUGCGGAGAAAUAAAAAAUUAUAUAUUCAGAGGAACUUUGGUGUUGAGUGCAUGGUUGAGAAUAUUUCUUUGGGGAUAAAAAAAGUAAAGGAAGCUGCAUUGCUCGGUCAGGAUAUCAAUGAUUACCUGUGUACUGAUGACGCGCCAAGUGUUCAGUCCUUCUAUCCCGAAAAUCCAGCCAUUACAGUAUGUCGAGAACUUCUAGAAAUAAAGUCAGCAUUUAAGGAGGAAUUGAACAUAUCUAAAAGUUUCCAUCUCCCUUCUUUGGAUGAUGAAAUGCUAUGGAAAGCUAUUUUUGGUGGAAACACUGAUGUAAGCGGCUGUUGCCGAAGUGAAGGAACAUACCCUGGAUUCAGUGGGACAGACUAUGCAUUCGGUUUCAAAUUUAAUGAAUCUGAUUAUCUUCGUCUAGCAGCAGAUGUAGAAUCUUUGGGAAGCUUGUAUCCAUUCCCAACUAUUCUACCAUGUGGCACGGUAAGUAUAGCUAUAUCUUAUUGUGCUUUUGUCGAAAAGCCAUUGAAUUUUUGCUACUAAGAGUUGUGUUUGUCUUAAAUCAGGACGGUCUGCCUAUGUCAGAGGUUAUGCCCUUUCAGGAAAAUAGCACUGUUGCCUCAAGAAUCUUAAAUUGGUUUCAAAAUGUAAAUCUGAAAGCGUCACCCCUUCCUAGUGUAAUAAUUCAGAAUUGUCUCCAAGUAUUCGUAAAGAAGAAGGUUAAUACUCGAAACUCAGAAAUUUCUUCCCAUCACAUAGGUGUGCAUGAAUGCGGGUAUGCUAAUAUGAUGUGUACUCUUAUUUCUCUUGGCUAAAUCACAGAUUGAUCAGGUUGGCAAACAUAUAUUGCAAAAGCUGAUGGAUGAUUGGCGAUUGAUGGAGGAGCUCAGAGUGUUGCGUGCUAUUUACUUGUGUGGAUCUGGUAAAUAUUUUCCCUCUAAGUUUAAUCAAGAUUAGUAUUUCUGUUUGAUGAAAAGCAAGGUGGAUUCGGCAGGUGACAUCUUACAGCACUUUUUGAUAUCGAUUUUUGGGAAGCUCGAGAAAGGGGACUCCUGUGAUGAUGAUUUUGAGUUGAACACCAUCUUACAGGUUCAUUACUUUGAAGCUUUUCGUGGUGUAUAUUAGCUGUAUAUGGACUAUUGCUAACUUUACCUGGAUAACUGUGCAGGAUUCCAUCAGAAAUUCUGCAGAUGCAGCAAUUCUAUGUUCCCCAGAUUCCUUAACCAUAUUGAUUGCUAAAGACGACAUUUCCGGUAGUGAAGAAUAUGCAAUGAACCUUGUUUCAACUCCACGGAAAGUUCAGAGCCUUAGGAUCGGUGCCAAUGACCUUGACUUUCUAAAAUUCACUUAUAAGGUCUGUCUCUGACACAAAGUUGUAUUGCAAAUACUAUUUACAUUUACUCAGUGAUCUAGCUUCCAACACAAUAGGUUCCCUGGCCUCUCGAUCUGAUAGUCAAUGCGGACGCAAUUGACAAAUAUAGCCUGGUAUUUUUCCUCUUCUCGUAAGAUUAUUUUGAAUUAUUAGGAGGUUGCCAUUGUUAAUAUUGCACUCUAUGGUAUAGGUGAUGCGGUUCUUGUUGAGGGUCAAGCAUGCAAAGUUUGUCCUUGACAAGGCUAGGAUGUGGAUGUGGAAGGUGCCUACGUGUUACUUUUCUCACUCUGCAUAUGUUCUCUCUUCUGUCUAUGUAGCAAUCUAUGACAUGGAUUUUUAAUAUUAUUCUCGCUAACACUGUAAUGACUAUCUCAUUUAUGCCCUUACGCUCACAGGUACGUCAAUUCCUCUGUUGGUUGUCUGUGUCUCGUCUAAAUAUCUAUUUUGGAUUAAAAAAGUUGUGAACUUCGAGCAAUUCAUAGCUUAUGGCUGAUGCACAAAAUAGAUUUUUAAUGGCUCACAAUUCUUUUAUUUGAAUUGACUACCCUUCUCGUCUGGAUAUUUCCAUGAUUUCGUCUGGGUUUUCUGAAUAUCUUUGGUCUUGUUACAUCACACACAUAGGAUGGCGUUAACCUAGCAGAUCUCUCUCUUUGUGAAGUGUCGAUGUUGACUCUGACUUCGCCUUAUUCUUCAGAGAAAGGGCUGUAUGACUCGCAACCAAAAACGUCAGUUGUUGGUGGAGCAGAAACUUCUUCAUUUUGUUGAUGCUUUUCAUCAAUAUGUCAUGGACAGGGUAAAUCAAAACAAGCUAGUUGUCUUGUAUUCUAGAAUUCACUUUGAAUAAUGAUUAACUUUUGAUCAAAUAUUCAGGUUUUUCACAGUGGUUGGAUCGAACUCUGUCACAAUAUGGCUUUAGCAGGCUCCCUUGAUGAGGUUAUCGCAGUGCACGAGGCUUAUCUUUUUUCUGUUCAGCGCCAGUGUUUUGUGGCUCCAGAUAAAUUGGUAUUAUUCCCUAAGUCUCCUGGGAUUUUUAUCCUGCUCAGUUUGGCCGAUCUUUCUCUAUUUCUGGCUAUUUGCCUUUAUCUUGUUUUGCUUUUCAAUCAAUCAGUGAUUUGUAGUUGCAAUUUUUUAUGAUUUCAACUUAACAUAUAUUUUAAUUUUUUUGAAAAUUUCUUCAGAUGUUAUUUUAGUUUGGUAAUUGCACUGGUGAGUUGCAUUUCCUGCUUAAUAAUUGUAGGACUUUUGUAUCAUGAUAUAAUGUCUAAUGUUCCACAGUUGAUGAAUUUUUUUUUUACUUGGAAUCAUUUUCUAUGGUCUCUAAAUCAUGAGGGCUGCAAGCAGUUUCUUAAUAUGGUCCUCUGGUUGCAGUGGUCUCUGAUAGCAAACCGAAUCAAGAUCAUUCUGGGAUUGGCAGUCGAUUUCUAUUCUAUUCAGCGGACACUACUAACUGGUGCAGCUGCCCCUGCCAUCAAGACAAGAUGUGAGAUGGAGGUGGAUCGGAUAGAGAAACAAUUUGAUGAUUGCAUAUCAUUUCUUCUAAGAGUAUACCUUGUUCCCUAUUUCCUCUGUUUUUUUCUUCUUUUUUUUUUUAUUAUUGAGAUUGUGGUGAAACUGAUAUUUUUUCUUUAUAAAUGUGCAGAUCUUGUCAUUUAAGCUCAAUGUAGGCCAGUUUCCUCAUCUGGUAGAUCUAGUUACUAGAAUUAACUUCAACCACUUUUACAUGUCCAACAGUGGCAACCUCCUGACCACACCAAGUUUUGAGCCGGCCUCCAAAGUGGGAAAGACCUACCCGAGCUGA
Molecule: messenger RNA, 10543 nt
Organism: Spirodela intermedia
Lineage: Eukaryota; Viridiplantae; Streptophyta; Magnoliopsida; Alismatales; Araceae
Source: the annotation of a GenBank genome assembly